Chelonoidis abingdonii (Abingdon island giant tortoise) is the source of this 2868-nucleotide messenger RNA. It is a transcript of the gene GPR139, whose product is annotated as G protein-coupled receptor 139. Gene Ontology annotation, cellular component: plasma membrane. Gene Ontology annotation, molecular function: neuropeptide receptor activity. Gene Ontology annotation, biological process: phospholipase C-activating G protein-coupled receptor signaling pathway. The record is from RefSeq and is a predicted model, not a curated record. NCBI's taxonomy places the organism in Eukaryota, Metazoa, Chordata, Testudines, Testudinidae.
AUGGAGUACAAUCACAUCCACGUCCACAACGGCUCCCUCCUGGCUCACCACAAGUAUGGCUGUGGCUUGGGAUACGUACCUGUCAUAUACUACAGCUUGCUGCUCUGCCUCGGGCUGCCAGCAAACAUCCUGACAGUCAUUAUCCUAUCGCAGCUGGUGGUUCGCAGGCAGAAGUCCUCGUACAACUAUCUUUUAGCACUAGCUGCUGCUGACAUACUGGUACUUUUUUUCAUUGUCUUUGUUGACUUUUUGCUGGAGGACUUCAUCUUGAUUAAGCAGAUGCCUCAGAUACUUGACAAAAUAAUUGAGGUAUUGGAAUUUUCUUCCAUACAUACAUCCAUUUGGAUUACCGUGCCAUUAACAAUUGAUAGGUACAUAGCAGUGUGUCAUCCGCUUAAAUAUCACACAGUCUCCUACCCAGCUCGUACUCGAAAAGUCAUUGUGUGUGUUUAUAUCACCUGCUUUUUGACCAGCAUCCCCUAUUACUGGUGGCCCAAUAUUUGGAUUGAAGACUACAUAAGCACAUCUGUACAUCAUGUCCUUAUCUGGAUCCACUGUUUUACCGUUUACUUGGUACCGUGUUCCAUUUUCUUCAUUCUGAAUUCAAUCAUUGUGUACAAGCUCAGACGAAAAUGCAAUUUCCGACUGAGAGGAUAUUCCACAGGGAAAACGACAGCCAUUUUGUUUACUAUAACUUCUAUUUUUGCCAUACUUUGGGCACCAAGAAUAAUCAUGAUACUGUAUCACCUCUAUGUAUCACCUCUAAACAACACUUGGUUGGUACAUAUUGUGUCGGAUAUUGCCAAUAUGCUAGCACUGUUGAACACUGCAAUUAAUUUCUUCCUCUACUGUUUCAUUAGCAAGAGAUUUCGCACAAUGGCAGCUGCGACACUAAAGGCUUUCUUUAGGUGUCAGAAACAACCAGUUCAGUUCUAUACAAACCAUAACUUUUCAAUAACUAGCAGCCCUUGGAUUUCCCCUGCCAAUUCUCACUGCAUCAAAAUGCUUGUUUACCAGUAUGAUAAAAAUGGAAAACCUAUAAAAAUAUCACCAUGAAAGGAGGAUUGUUAGUGUCUCUGGAUGCAUCUUCUUUUCAAGCGGUUACAUCUCCAGAAUGUAAACUGCUGACAUGGCUAUUUUUAAAAGUGGUCAGUUGAUUUCAUUUCCCUGACAGACUAAAGGCAGAUCAGAUUGUUAGCAGAGGAUGGGAGUACUUAAUUUUGGGAGUCGGAAUGAGAAGGCAAAAUGCCUCUUUCCUGUUACAUAGCAUUUUGAAUAUGCUUUGGAGUAUGAGUUUUGAUGUUUAAUUGCUAUCAUGUGUCCAUGUACAAGCAUUGGUGCAGUACAGUUGUUGGGGGAAAAGCCACGCCGAAGGUGUUUAAUUGCAACCAUAAAAGAACUUCUGUGACCAUCUAGUUGUCUUCACUAUUGACAAAGUGAAUGCUUUGUGUACUGCGGAAGGCAUCAUUUGCACUGCGUGCACUUGCCUAAAACGAUGUGUUAUUUCUAACAUGAGAUAUCACUACACGCAGUCCCUGCUAUUGAGGACUUUCUGCAGUGAGCAAUCUGUAAGAACUUGAACUGUGACAAGCCCUUCCAGACUCACUUGAACUCCAGGCUUGAACUCAAGGCUCAAGGAUGGAUAUUUCACCUGUUAUAGCCUUGGCAUGAAAAGCAAUCCUGCUAGCUGCCAAUAUUUAUAUGCUUUAAGUUGUUUUAUCUAAGAUAGAGGCCAGAGGGGAGGAGUUUGAAGGGAGGGGGAAAGAGGUUUCUUCAGCCAAGAACAAAAGUAGAAUAUUUCUCCAGUGACUUUAAUUCGACUCUCCAAAGGUUCCUAAGUUUGUUAUAAAUGGGAGUCUCCCUGACAUGCUAGGAGAUUCAGUGAGCCUGGCUAUGCGUUUAAUGAGAAAUAUGGACACCACAACUCCCUUUGGAGCCAAUGAAACUACUCAGCACCCCACGUGACUGGGCCUUUAGAAAUUAGACAUACAAAAAUUAAAUAUUAGAACCUGUUUGGGCUAUGCUAUCACAGAUUUACCAUUUAGUUGUUUAAUAGUCAAAAAUCUGCGUGUGGAUUCAACAUAUUAAAGAGUCCACAACAGUAAAAACAAAGACUACCCAAAAUGCCUGGAGAGUGAAUUUUAAGGUACUUUAACUAGGAUAAAUAUUUAAAUUCUCUUCCUCCACACCCAUAAGAAGCAUAUCAGCAACACUUCCUGAGGACACGGGAAGAAGAUAGCUACAUCAGGCUACUAAGACGCAUUUCAUUUGCUAUUAUCCCUCUUUGUUGUUGGUAUGUGGUCUCACAAAGCAUGCAUCAUAACACGUAAAUUACUUGUGGAGCACUUAACCCAGGCCUUAACAAAGAGUGUAAGAUUAUGUUUUCUUGCCUGGUAAACACAGGCACAGCUUUGUCAGUGAGCAUAGGGGCUUCUCAACUGAUAACUGCAAAAAAGAGAGAAGCUCAGGAUUUGCAAGAUGUCAGUGUAUGUGCCUCAUUGUGAGCAGGAAGCUCACAAAAGACCCAAUGCUGUGACAUCGUGAGAUCCUCCGAGAGGGGGAAUAGAGGGGCACUCAGCACCUCCUAGAAGUAGGCUCAAUAAGAAUCUGUAGAUAUUGAAUAGUCUGCCAUACUUUGAGGUCUUACUAUGUUUUAAGAAAUGCUGAGUACCCAUGAGUCCCAACAGCCUGAUUCGCCCACUGCCUUGCUCCUCGUGUAGCCAUUUACUCCUGUGUAAAGUGAGCGUAAAGUGGAUGUAUACAGCAGCCAAAUAAGAAUGCACCGUUCACAGGCAUCAAUGACAGCACAAGGCAUGAGAGAUUGGGUGGGUGAGGUCAUAUAUUUUAUUGGACCAACAUCUGUUGGUG